GAGCCUCAUGCCUGUGUGGCCGUCGGUUUCUUCAGGUUUGACUGCGAAGUAUUAUAUUUAAAUUAGUUUCGAGAUGGACACUGAUAAAACUACAACCCCCGACGCUGGUGCUGCCAAGGAAUGUAAAGAUGACACAGAUUCUUUCACAAAGGUAAAGUCUAAAAAGACUCAGAAACGAAAACGUGAACAAGAUGGAGUGGACAUGGACACAGAGGAGCCCGUGGCAAGCAAGCGGCCGCAGUUUCCACCGAUUUCAGGCGACAAAUUAAAGGGACCAGAUGAGAUGCGCAAAAUUGCUGUCCCUGCUCACAGAUACACCCCGCUGAAGGAAAACUGGCUGAAGAUCUUCACCCCCAUUGUAGAGAACCUACAGCUUCAAGUUAGAUUCAACCUCAAAACAAGGAAUGUUGAAAUCAAAACAUGCAAAGAAACGCAGGACAUUGGCUCGCUCACAAAAGCAGCAGAUUUUGUAAGAGCGUUUGUUCUCGGCUUCCAGGUUGAAGAUGCAUUAGCUCUCAUCAGAUUAGAUGAGCUUUUCCUAGAAACCUUUGAUGUCACUGACGUCAAACCCCUGAAGGGAGAUCACUUAUCCAGAGCCAUUGGAAGAAUAGCAGGGAAGGGAGGAAAAACCAAAUUCACUAUUGAAAAUGUCACAAAGACUCGCAUUGUGCUUGCAGACACAAAAGUUCACAUAUUAGGGUCUUUCCAGAACAUCAAGAUGGCUCGGACAGCAAUAUGUAACUUAAUCUUGGGAAGUCCGCCUUCAAAGGUCUACGGCAACAUCAGGGUGGUGGCUAGCCGGACUGCGGAGAGAUUCUGAAGUCUUAUUGGUUGUUGUGUGUGUUUAUCCUUUUCCCCCCACUGGCUGGUGGUAUUCCCACUGAUCUGUGUGGAUGUGGAGUGAAGAGUGACACCUCAGGUUCCUCUGUUAUGGUCUCAUUGGACCCAACACAUGAGGCAGAAAUCAUGAUACAUGCAUAAGCAAUAUGCAUUUACCUGUAAGCAUGAGUUUGUGUAAAUAAAUUUCAAUCCUUAGUAACAAAUGAGAUUAAUUUUGUUCCUUAAAUAUCAGGUUUGAAUAGGAACUAAUUAAUACUUCAACAUACUGUAUGCUUCCAAAUAAAGUUUGUGAUUAUGACAGUUCUGUUCUGUCAUUUACAUCCUGAAGGGAAAUGAGGUUUUAAAAAAAGACAGAAAAUCCAUUACUUUCAACAUUUCAAAGUUUAUUUAAAUUUUAUUUAAUUUUCAUACAGUAUCAAGUUUCCAACAGUCCCACAGCAUAAGAUGCAGCAUGCAGAAAAAAGGAAAAAAAAAAAGGUUCUCAAACUUAAAUCUUCUCAUAUCCCCACACGAACUAAAAAGAACCCAAAUCCCUCAGAGAAAAAGUAGCACUUACAAACUAAAGCGCGGUCUGAACUAUACAGAGAACAGAGAGCCAAAACUGCAUUUAACAAAUACUUAUAUACAAAAGAAAGAAAAAAAAACAAAACAUCAAAUUUUCCCCUUUAAGCUGAGUACAGUGUGUGGCAGUUUGAGACAGGAUCAGAUAUGCAACUUUUACUGGAAUAGAAGCAUCUCGCUGACCCGGGUAAAAUACAAAAAGUUACAUGUAGUUCAGUUCAUUUGGAUUACCUCUCAUAAUAUGUGUACAUUUACCAAAGUUUGGCAACAUCCAUAUUGUAUACCAUUAAAUUCUUAAAUAUAUUAACAUCACCAUCCAUGUGUAAACAAGAGGAUUAUUUCAAAAAAAUGAUCUACAUGCACAACAAAAAAUAUAUUUCCAUGUCAUGCAAGCACAGGGAGGCCCAAGCCGUGCAGAGCUUUGGGAUAAAGGACGACAGAGCACUCCAGAUUCACAUCUCUGACUGAAAACUCCUGUUCAAACCAGCAGUCGGCCUCCAAAGCAAAACAAAAAG
Molecule: messenger RNA, 1916 nt
Organism: Chelmon rostratus (copperband butterflyfish)
Lineage: Eukaryota; Metazoa; Chordata; Actinopteri; Chaetodontiformes; Chaetodontidae
Gene: pno1
Product: partner of NOB1 homolog
Exons: 7
Coding region: 74-820 (248 amino acids)
Cellular component (GO): nucleolus
Molecular function (GO): RNA binding
Source: RefSeq, a predicted model, not a curated record